UGCUUACAAAAGCCCAACCACUGCAUUAUCAUCCAUUCACAUGCAUUUUUCACUCUCUUCCACUCAAUCAAAUCCCAGCUCAGCAACCUCACAAAAUUUUUCUUUAAAAAACCCGUCUUUCUGGUUCUAAAAUCACCCCAUCCAUCUCUUUUGCAUAUACCUUCAGUCUCUAAGCAAUAGCAGCCACUACUGCAAAUGGCUUCCAACAAAACCUGUGCUGUCCUUACAGUUUUCUCUCUUUUUCUUUUCAACUUAUCAUUCACCAAUGCUUGCCAUUCAUGCAAGCCACCAAAGCCCAUUCCACCACCUGCUGCAUGCCCUCCACCACCAGCAAAGCCUGCUUCUUGCCCUAAGGACACAUUGAAGCUAGGUGUCUGUGCUGACCUGCUUGGACUGGUAAACAUAGUGGUGGGAACACCUCCUUCGAGCAAAUGCUGUGCUUUGCUCCAAGGCUUGGCUGAUUUAGAGGCUGCCCUUUGCCUUUGCACCGCCAUUAAAGCCAAUGUGCUUGGGGCCAACCUCAACAUCCCUAUUACCCUUAGCUUACUCCUUAGUGCAUGUCAGAAGGAAAUCCCUCCAGGCUUCAAAUGUUGAUAUUUUUUUUAGGAAGCACAAUCAGUUGUUGAUGUUGGCUAAUGGCUGAGUUUGCUCUACUUUAAAUUUAUAUUAUGGUGCUGCAAAUCAAUGUGUCCUUGCUUUUAAUUAGUGUAUUUUGGUGUCGGAAUAGGACUAUUUAUCUAUGAUGUUUGUAUUGCAAAGAGCUUGGCAUUGUGUGAUGAUAUUUGUUCAAAUAAGUAGGCAUGUGGGUUAACAUUUAACUCCGCCUACUGUAAUGUUAUUUUGUUGUAAGGUUGUUAAUGUUAAGUUUA
Messenger RNA from Gossypium raimondii (Peruvian cotton), 869 nucleotides. Its product is annotated as 14 kDa proline-rich protein DC2.15. The record is from RefSeq and is a predicted model, not a curated record. The coding region runs from base 196 to 594 and encodes 132 amino acids. The transcript has a single exon. Lineage: Eukaryota; Viridiplantae; Streptophyta; Magnoliopsida; Malvales; Malvaceae.